AAUUGGGAUCACAGACUUCAUAAAUCCCAAGGAUUUGAACAAGCCACUGCACGAAUUUGUAGAGGUGAUCACAAUUUUCAAUCUUUGUCUAUUGUCGCCUCCGAUUGUUGGGAAAAGUAAAAAAUGCAAAGGUCCCAAAAAUUCCAAAUUGCUGCUCCUUCCCUCUUAGGUUUUCAAUCCUCCACUACUCACCGCCGCAGCGACGCCACUCAUGUCGUCUUCAACUAGAUCUGCCUAUUCACAUAUGAAAUUAAACUGGCAGUAGAAUGAAACCAAACCAGGUAAAUCAUUGUAAUUUCAUUAUUUACGAAUAGGUUUAUGUCUUUGUUUAAUAUUUUAUUUGAUAAAAACCCUAAUAUAGGAAUGGGUAUUUUGGUUGUUCUUAACAGUCACUCAUUUCCAUUCACAGUAUGCCAUAUAAUACAAGACUUUAGUGAUAUUUUUAUGUUUUUAGGAAUUGUUUAUGUGCUAUUGGUGAUAAUGAUACUGAAGUUUUGGAUCGGAGAAUGAAUAUUCAUAUCAUCAAGUCAAUAAUGUAUGAGACUUGGGUUUCAAUUUUAGUUUUGGAUUGCAUUUUAUAAUCAAUAUUAUGUCUUAAUUUCAGUUUCGGAUUGCUUUGGAGAAUGAAUAUUAUGUUCUACUUCCAGUUUUGGAUCGAGAGUGACUAUUGUUUUUCACUUACAGUUUUAAUCUUUGAUUACUUUAAAUAGGGAGAUAUAUUAUAUCUCAAUUUCAAUUAUUAAGUCCUGGUACUGAUCAUUCUCAUCUAGCAUUUAUUAUACUAAAAACCAAAAUUGAGGCUUCUACACUUAAUGUAAUAGUGUUAGUAAUCAGAUAGAUUAAUUAGUUUUGUAGAUCUAAUGUAUUUUAUAAUUUUGAUUUUUCGUUUUAUUCCUAAACUAUUGUAUGAUUAUGUACAUGUAAUGAUGAAUGGAUUCAAUAGCUAAUUUUAAAAUAUUUUUAAUAUUUAUAUUAUUAUUCUUGUGUUGAUUAAAUUUUAUAAUUCAAUUUAAUUUUUCAUGGGCAGAUCUCAAUGUCUGAUGCAAUUAAAAUUUAAAUUGUUGGGAACAUCUAGAUUCAAGGUAAGGACUAUGUUCUUCUUUAUUUGCUCAUUCUUGUACUGCAAAUAAGCUGCAAAAUAUUGUUACGUAAAACCUGUAGCAUAUUAUAUUUCACCCUUAUAUUAUAUAUUUCACUCUACAACUUUAUUUUAUCAUGUGUUUCUACAGAAGCUAACAAAUUUGUUCGUUGGUUACAGUGAGUCAACUCAGGUUCAGAAUAAAUAGGUAUAAAAAAGGAGAAAUGACGAGCUAUCUGUGGAGGAAAUACGCUGACUAUGUGUACACGAAAUGGGAGAGGACGAUUCUCUGGGAUAUGAUUGAUCCAUACCGGCGGCCCAAAUCGUUCACUCCGUUAGUCACCAUCUACAUCUGUGCUUUUUAUACCGGUGUUGUAGGCGCUGCAAUCACCGAGCAACUCCACAAGGAGAAAUAUUGGGAAACACACCCUGGGGAAUCUGUUCCUUUAAUGAAGCCAAUGUUUUACCGAGGGCCUUGGAGAGUUAUGAGAGGUGACGUGCCUCCAUUCAUCAAGAACGAAUAGCUAAAUGCAGCCACCACUUAGCUAUGGGUGCUUGGUUAUCAUUUGUAUAUUUCCAAGAUAUCAGAAAAGAUGCAGGUAAGAGAGAAAAAUACGGAGUUGUAGAAUCGAGGACUUCAUACAAAGAUGCAGAAUAAGAUGUUAUAGUCUUAUUGACAAGCUCAAUGAUUAGUUGUAAUUGACAGAGCAGUACAAAUAGGAAAUACAGAGGAACAACAACAGCGAAACUCGAGAAAAACAAGAAUUGCAGUUAUUUAUUGAUCAUCAUAAAUAAUAAUUUGCAAGAUCGAAUCUACAGUUGCAAUAAUCUUAAUCAC
Messenger RNA from Erythranthe guttata (spotted monkey flower), 1916 nucleotides. NCBI's taxonomy places the organism in Eukaryota, Viridiplantae, Streptophyta, Magnoliopsida, Lamiales, Phrymaceae. The record is from RefSeq and is a predicted model, not a curated record.